Molecule: messenger RNA, 1568 nt
Organism: Echinops telfairi (small Madagascar hedgehog)
Lineage: Eukaryota; Metazoa; Chordata; Mammalia; Afrosoricida; Tenrecidae
Gene: SH3GL3
Product: SH3 domain containing GRB2 like 3, endophilin A3
Exons: 9
Coding region: 73-1113 (346 amino acids)
Biological process (GO): synaptic vesicle uncoating; endocytosis
Cellular component (GO): glutamatergic synapse; presynapse; cytoplasm
Molecular function (GO): protein binding
Source: RefSeq, a predicted model, not a curated record
CCCGCGCCCUCCCCAGCAUCGCGACCGCGGGGACCGGCCCGGCCCGGCCCCCGAGACCACCUAGCAGUCGCGAUGUCCAUAACGGGGCUGAGGAAGCAGCUCCACAAAGCCAGCCAGCUCAUUAGUGAAAAACUAAGCGGUAUUGAAGGGACGAAACUAGAUAAUGAAUUUCUCAACAUGGAAAAGAAAAUAGACACUACCAAUAAAGCUGUUGCAGAAAUUCUUUCAAAAGCUACAGAAUAUCUCCAGCCAAAUCCAGCAUACAGAGCUAAGCUGGGGAUGCUCAACACUGUGUCGAAGAUCCGAGGGCAGGUGAAAACGACCGGCUACCCACAGACAGAAGGCUUGCUGGGCGACUGCAUGCUGAAAUAUGGGAAGGAGCUUGGGGAACAGUCGGAAUUUGGCAGUGCGCUGGUGGAAGUUGGCGAAACCAUGAAGCUAAUGGCUGAGGUGAAAGACUCCCUUGAUAUUAAUGUAAAGCAAACGUUUAUUGAUCCGCUUCAGUUACUACAAGACAAAGAUUUAAAAGAGAUCGGGCACCACCUGAAGAAGCUGGAAGGCCGCCGCCUGGAUUAUGAUUAUAAAAAGAGGCGAGUAGGUAAGAUACCAGAUGAAGACAUCAGACAAGCAGCAGAAAAAUUUCAAGAGUCAAAGGAGUUGGCUGAAAGAAGCAUGUUUAAUUUUUUAGAAAACGAUGUAGAACAAGUCAGCCAGUUGGCGGUGUUCGUAGACGCAGCCUUAGACUAUCACAGACAGUCCGCAGAAGUUCUGCAGGAACUGCACACCCGGCUGCAGAUACGAAUAGCAGCUGCAACCACCAUCCCCAAGCGAGAGUACAAGCCAAGGCAAGUAAAGCGGACUCCUAGCGAGCUCAACAGUAUCACCACGACUUCAGCAAAGACCACAGGUUCUAACAUUCUCAUGGACCAACCCUGCUGUCGCGGUCUCUAUGACUUUGAGCCCGAAAACCAAGGAGAACUAGGAUUUCAAGAAGGGGACCUCAUUACACUGACCAAUCAGAUAGAUGAGAAUUGGUAUGAAGGAAUGCUGCACGGGGAGUCUGGGUUCUUCCCCAUUAAUUAUGUUGAAGUGCUUGUGCCUUUACCUCAGUAAAUGCGUAACUUUGGGCCUAAUUUCAUAACGGAAAUGAACUCACCCUAAUGCUCUCGCUGUGGUGUUCUGUGACAUCCUUGCUCUCUGACCAAUGUGACCACUUUUCUAUGCGUGUUGUUGUGCUUUUUAAAAUGUAUUUUGUAUCCCUUUAAUUUGUAUAAAUGACUUUCUUGUCUUAGCUGUACCAAAAAUAGUUUUCUUUUUCGCUUAUUGUUUUAAAAGUCAUUGGUUAAAUGUAUGUACUUAUUCUCACUAGAAACAAAUGGCACCCAUUGGCGUUCUGUCAAUGAUUUGCCCCUCCUCCUCAGCGGGCGUGGUUUGAAAAGGCAACAUUUGACUAAGAAAUGCGAAAUAUCUUGUUUCCAGCAUCCCUGUUUUCCUCCACCUUUUCCCAUUCAGUGUGUUUUACUUUACCUAUAAAUAGCCCAAUAAAUAUGACACACUUCAUUGCCAAA